AUGGUCUUGUUCUUCAAUUGUCCAGAACAGGUCGCCAUGAACCGCUUCCUCACAAGGAAGCUGGCAGGCAGAGAGAAAGAUGACGGCGAGAUGUUCACAAAGAGGUUUCAGGAGUUUGACAAACUGAACCCAGAUAUAGUUGAACAUUAUCGGAAGAGAGGUCUACUUCUUGAGGUUGAUACUAGUGGAGAGACUAUGACAUCUUUCCAGAUGUUAAAGAGUGCCUUGGAGAAAACAAGUGUAUGGUCGUUGUUGACUGGAAUGGCAUGA
This is a messenger RNA of Parastagonospora nodorum SN15, 270 nucleotides long. RefSeq lists its product as hypothetical. The transcript has 2 exons. Bases 1 to 270 code for a protein of 89 amino acids. Lineage: Eukaryota; Fungi; Ascomycota; Dothideomycetes; Pleosporales; Phaeosphaeriaceae. The record is from RefSeq and is a predicted model, not a curated record.